AUGACUCCAUUAGAAACAGCAAUUCACGCCGCCAGCCUCAUCAAGAUGCACUUGACGAUUCUCCUCCGGCAUUUACCUCUUAAGAAGGCGCAUCUCGUUCCGCCGGUGGUCAAUACGUAA
Aphanomyces invadans is the source of this 120-nucleotide messenger RNA. RefSeq lists its product as hypothetical. The coding region runs from base 1 to 120 and encodes 39 amino acids. Lineage: Eukaryota; Oomycota; Saprolegniomycetes; Saprolegniales; Verrucalvaceae. The transcript is spliced from 2 exons. The record is from RefSeq and is a predicted model, not a curated record.